AAGAUAAAUACUUUUUUCUUAACAUUUCAUCAUGAUUUUCAAGAUAUUCCUUACUCUUCUCCUAUACUGGAUCUAUUUAGUUAGAGUAAGAUGUGAAAGGAAGCCAGUAGACUUUGAGAAUAAUGAUUAUUAUCAUUUUCAUUUCUCAGAAGAUGUUGAUAUUGAGGAGUUUUCGCGGGCGUUAGGAUUUAAACAUUAUAUGAAACUAGAAUAUCUGGAUAACCAGCAUAUAUUUUCUAUAGAAAAGGGUGUUUUAGAAGACGAAAUUAAAGAAAAAAUUGAGAAUUAUUUUGGUUUAGAAAAGGGAAGAAAUGCAAUAGAUGGGUUUAAUAGUGACAAGCUUUUUUAUUAUGAGAAACAAAAGUUGGUCAAGCGAGUAAACAGGGGUCUGAUAAGAGACGAUAUAUAUUUUGAUAACCAAGAUCUUUAUAAUGAUGAAGAAAUUGUCAAUAAUGUUGUAAAAGAUCCGACGGUAGAUCAGGCGAAAAAAUCGACGGAAGAUUCAAAAGAGAGGUUAAAUGAAAUUAAAAAAAAAUUAGAUAUAAAGGACCCUUAUUUUGAUAAACAAUGGUAUUUGUUCAAUACGAAAGACCCUGGUGUAGAUAUAAAUGUUACAGGUGUAUGGUUACAAGGGAUAAGGGGAAAAGGUGUAACAGUUGCCAUUGUACAUGAUGGCUUAGAUUAUCGUAACCUGGAUUUGGCUCCAAAUUAUAAUUCUGAGGGUUCAUAUGAUUUUAAUUCUAACGAUUCCGACCCAAAACCUACAUUUCCUUUUUACACGCGUGGUACUAGAUAUGCAGGACAAGUGGCAGCCGCCAGGAAUGAUUUUUGUGGGCUUGGUGUUGCGUAUGAAUCUAAUGUUUCAGGAUUAAAAUUUUUCUCUAUUGCGUCUUCGAAAGAAGCAAAUGCUCUUACUUAUAAAUUUGAUCUUAAUCAUAUUUAUGCUUGUACCUGGGGGGCUUCUGAUAAAGGAAAUUUAUUUCAAAAAAUUUCUCGUUCUACUUAUUCUGCAAUUAUUGAAGGGAUAAAUAAAGGAAGGAAUGGCCUUGGUUCUCUAUAUGUUUUUGGAACUGGAAAAGGUGGAGAUUAUGAUGAUUGUAAUUACGAUGAAUAUGCAAAUAGUCCAUAUACUAUUACUAUCGCUGCUAUAGAUGCAAAUGAUAAAAGAUUAUAUUAUUCAGAGUCAUGUUCUUGUAUUUUGGCUGCUACAUAUUCUGGUGGAAAAAAUGGACCUAUUUAUACUACGGAUGUUGGUAAGAAUGGAUGCACUGCUGAUCAUUCUGGAACUUCUGCUUCUACAGCGAUUGCUUCAGGUGUUAUUGCUCUUCUUCUUUCAGCACGAUCCGAUCUUACAUGGCGUGAUGUUCAAGCUUUGAUUGUUAAAACAGCUCUUCCAUUUAGUACAGAACAUUAUACAUGGGAGAAACUUCCUUCUGGACGUUAUUAUCAUAAUAAUUUUGGCUUUGGAAAGCUAGAUGCAUAUGCAAUGGUUCAACAAGCAGAAACAUUUCAAAAAUUAAAUCCUCAGACAAAGUUUUCAAUUCCAAUAAUAAAAAUUGAUAAGAAGUUUUCUGAAAGCAAUGGACGUAUCACGAGCAGUUUUUAUAUUCAUGGUGGAUAUCCUACGCAUUAUAACUUUAAAAGUUUGGAAUAUGUUGGUGUUUCAUUUCGUUAUACGCACAAAUUUAUAGGUCAUCUGGAGUUUAAUAUUACCAGUCCUUCUGGAAUUACUUCACAAUUAGCACAUAGACGUGGUAAUAGUAAGUUUCGUGGUCGUGUUGAUUGGACUUUUAUAACUGUAAAGCAUUGGGGAGAAUCCAUUGUAGGUAACUGGACUAUCGAUGUUGAAGAUCAAGGCGAUCGGAAUCUAGAUGAUCAAGUUUAUGAUUGGCAACUUCAUUUUUUUGGAGAGUCCUGUGAUCCAAAUAAAGUACCAGUUCUUUCAUACCCUUUUAUAACUAGAUAUCCAACUACUAUGCCUCCACCGGAACCAAAUACUACGCUUUUGUCACCUGUAUGUUUUACAUCGGAAUCACCAUCUGCAUCGCUACCGCCUACACCACAACCGGAGCCACAACCAGAGCCACCUGCACCUGCACCACAACCGGAACAAAAACCAACAUCAAUAACUUCAUCUACAUCUACGACUUCAAGCAAAACUAAAACAUCAACCACUCGAAAAGCUUCAUCUACUACAAAAACCUCUACACGGCCGUCUCCUACUGAGGGUACUUUUACUGGAUCAAGUGCUUCUCAUCUUUCAUUCUUCGAAAAAAGGCAUUUGUUACUUCAAAUGAUAUUAUUGUUAUUCUUUUUCUUAUUUUUGGGUUACUCUUUUUAACCUAUAGGAUUUUUAAGAAAACGGACAUCUCAGCGAUAGACUUUCUAUAAUUGAAGCACUUAAUGAUGAUUCUGAUCCAAAUAUAUCUUAAGA
Molecule: messenger RNA, 2434 nt
Organism: Pneumocystis carinii B80
Lineage: Eukaryota; Fungi; Ascomycota; Pneumocystomycetes; Pneumocystales; Pneumocystaceae
Exons: 8
Coding region: 32-2341 (769 amino acids)
Biological process (GO): protein processing
Cellular component (GO): Golgi membrane; trans-Golgi network
Molecular function (GO): serine-type endopeptidase activity
Source: RefSeq, a predicted model, not a curated record